UACACCAAAACCAGUUUCUCUUUCUUUCUUUCUUUCUUUCCUUCUUUCUCUUUCUUCUUUUUGAGUAAACUAAGAUCCCACUAACAAAUCCAAGUUCCUCAAAUUACAGUUUUUUUGGUCCAUUUAUUUUUCUUUUUCUUUUGUGGGGGUUUUGGUGAAUUUAUUACUUUAGUGUUAAAUUAAGGUCAAUUUGGUUGGUAAAGUUUCAAUUUUUUUCUGUUCUUUUGAUUGAUUCAGCAGAAAAAGUUGAUCUUUUUUUAUCUGGGUUUUUGCCCUGUUGUAAUUGGGUGGAGGAAUUUUUAUUUUAAAUUUUAUGUUGGAGCUAAAAUUCAGGGGAUUUGGAGUUUGAAAUUAUUCUUCAAAUUCCAUCAUUUUAAGUUUUUUAUGUGGUUCAGGAGAAAGCUUUUGUUUUAUUUUUUCUGAGUUCUUGUUGUUUCAUGUUGUAAUUUGGUAAAUAUUUAUUUUGUUUUUUUGUAGAUAAAGUAAGGGGCUUGAGGGUUUUGAAUUUUCUUGAAAUACCAUGUUUUGUAUGAUUUUCAUAUAGUUCAGAAGAAAGUUUUGAUUUUUCUUUUCUGGGUUUUUGUUGUUAUAUAUUGUAAUUUUGUGGGUAUUUUAGUUUUUGUUUUUUUUUUGUAGAGGAAAUAAGGGGCUUGAGGGUUUUGAAUUUUCUUGAAAUUUUAGUUUAUUGAAUGAUUUAUGUAGAUGGAAGAAAGGGGUUAGUUUUAGAAUUUGGUGUUAAAACAGAGAUGAAGGAGACUAAGCUUGAAGAGGGAGAUGCUUGUAAUGAUUCAACAGUUGACCCUGAUAUUGCACUCUCCUAUAUUGAUGAGAAACUCCAAGAUGUUUUGGGACAUUUUCAAAAGGAUUUUGAGGAUGGAGUUUCAUCUGAGAACUUGGGGUCAAAAUUUGGUGGAUAUGGUUCGUUUUUACCUACCUAUCAGCGUUCACCUUCUUGGUCUUGUACACCGAGCAAUAUGCGCCCAGAGGGUGGUCGGCGAUCCUCAGUAGCAUCAUCAUCCACUUCUCUGCCAGGAAGGCCCACAGCAGCUUCUGCCUAUUCGGCAGUAGUACCUGCACCGAAGGCUCAAACAGCUAAUGGGAAAACAAAUUCAGCUAUUCCACCUGCUCAUGAAAACGUCUCCGCUUUGAAAAGUGAAAUAGUCAAGAAGCCGACAAAUCUAUCAGACCAGAAAGCUCCCAAGUUGCAUAUCGGAGUUGGUAUUGAAAAUUUGUCAACCCAAAAGAAAGCUGAAAUCUACAGCGGGCUCGGUCUUGAUGCCUCUCCGUCAUCAUCGCCGGAUGAUAGCUCGAUAUAUGGUGAGGGGUUGUCCCAUGACCUUGGGGAUUCCCGAUAUGAAUCUCCGACAAGUAUACUUCAGAUUAUGACCUCAUAUCCAAUGCAUGAAGGCCUACUAUUAUCACCGCUUUCGGAUGAUUUGAUUUGCUUGACUGAAAAAGGGAGGUUCUGGGGGAAAUGUGGAUCUGAACGUAUGAUCAAGGAAAGCUUUGAAACUUCUGUUGCAUUAGUAAAUGGAACUCAUUAUGCAAAGAGGAAAGCUUCAGAAGCUGGGAAAUGGAAAUCUUACGAUAAAGAUGUUUUAGCAAAUGGCUAUGGCAAUGACAAUCAAAAUCGUAGUGGUGUGCAAUCAAAGGAGGAGGUUGAUGUAGACGUUAUCACCAGUGAAGAACUUGUUUCUAAGGCAUUGAAGCUCCCUCUUAUCGAAACUAAGUUUCACGGUGUUCAAAGCACAGAGGUCUUAAAAGAAGUUUCCAUCGCUGAUUCCAUGGAAUCUAAGAGUAAGAAAACCCCUUAUAGAGACACUCGCUUGUCUGGAAGUGGUUCGGAGGACAUGAAAAAGAACCAUGCCGGAGAUAGAUACAGAGACUUCUUUGGGGACAUGGAAGCUGAUGACGACAAUGAUGAAACUGGUGUACAUGAAAUUCCUUCACCAGAUUCUGAUGCUGUCGGUAAGAAAAGUUUAGUUGAACAUAACGGCUCGAUAAAGGAAAGAGUUAAUGUUAGAAAAACCGAGAAACCAUGUUCAUCUGGGGAGUAUCCUAUAUCGGCUUCAAAUGGAUCAACUUCCCCUGAUGCUUUGCGCGCCAGCCAAGAGAACCAGAAUCUUGGUGUACAAGUUAUCGAAUCCAGUCGGACAAAAGGAUAUGGAUCAAAAGCUUCGUCAAGUGGAACUAAACAAGAUUGCUCACAAUCUUCCGACCAUGUCAUAAUGAACCACGAGGAGAAGAGGAGACGUAAAAACAAAGAGAAGAGAAUUUUUCUUGACAACCAUUCUGAUGGAGGUACAAAGAACGCAAAGAUGAGGAACAUGAGUGAGGAGGAUUUAGAUGUAUCUGCUAAAAAAAUUAAACGAGAUGAUGUCCAUCGUGAAUCAGGUACAAAAGUCAAAGCAAAUACCAUGGUUUCUGGUUAUGCAACUCAUCAAGAUGCUGACAUAAAUGCAGAUCGAUUACGUCAAACUAGUCAAUAUGUUUGCAAGACGGAAAACUCAGAUCAAGGAUCUGAUAAGGAGAGAAAGAAUGACCAUCAGUAUCAGAACAGUGCGCCAGCCUCAAAUGGUAGAAGAGGUUCCUCGUCACGGAAUAAAGACAAGAAUGGGGCUCCAAAAUAUGAUUCUGACCAAUGUAUGACCAAAGAUCGUGAUAUUUUAAGUUUAUCUUCAGAUCAAAUGCCAUUGGAUGAGGAGAAAAUGACACCAGGAAAAAACAAGUUUCAGGAGAAAUCUGGGGUUAGUUCUGAUAGAUUAAAAAAGAGUUCCAAGAAGGAUCCUUCUGGAAAAUUAUUGGACAAAAAUGUUAAAGGAGACAAUCAAUCAAGAAUUGUUCAUCACGAUGACGCACAGGUUGGAUUGGAUGUUACAUCCUACCCAGAUAAAAGGCACGCGCCAGUACCUGAUCGAGAUGAUCAUAGAUCAUCUAAGAAGCAUGUUUCCAACAAAAGCGAGCAGAUUGAAGUCUCUCCCAAGUCUCCAUUAACAAGAGAUCAGAAUGAGACAGUUGUAUUUAAAGAGCCGGUUCCUGGAUCCGAAAGGGAAAAUGGGGCAAAUCUUGUUAUAGUUGAUGCUUUUGAAAGGGAAAGGUCAAAUAAUUCACGACAGGGUAAAAAAGCUAAAAGCCACCACGGAAAACUACCUAAUAGUACUGCUCAUAAGGUCAGGGAUGUAGAUGUUCCAAGCCCUGUUCGGAAGGAUUCGUCGAGUCAAGCUGCUACAAAUGCUAUAAAAGAAGCCACAAACCUUAAACACCUGGCAGAUCGCCUCAAGAAUUCUGGAUCAAGUGAAAGCACGGGUAUCUAUUUCCAAGCAGCACUAAAGUUUCUCCAUGGCGCCUCCUUACUAGAAUUAGACAGCACUAAGCAUGGUGAAUUGAACCAGUCAAGGAGAAUCUAUAGCAGCACUGCGAAACUCUGCCAGUUUUGUGCUUAUGAAUAUGAGAAAAUGAAAGACAUGGCUGCUGCUGCACUUGCUUAUAAAUGCAUGGAAGUUGCAUACAUGCGAGUAAUUUAUUCUUCACAGUCCGAUGCAAAUCGAUACAGAAAUGAGUUACAAACAGCUCUACAAAUUCUUCCUCCAGGUGAGUCUCCUUUCUCUUCUGUCUCUGAUGUUGACAAUUUGAACAAUCCAACAAUGGUAGACAAGGCUGCAUUGGCAAAAGUUGUUGGUUCUCCUCAAGUAGCUGGAACUCAUGUUGUCUCAGCAAGAAAUGGUUCUAGCUUCAUGCGGCUAAUCAACUUGGCACAGGAAGUUAAUUUUGCAAUGGAGGCAUCCAGGAAAUCACGUGGUGCUUAUGCAGCUGUUAAUCCAGGGCCUGGAGAUUCACAAUGUAAAGAGGGUGCAUUAUCCGUUAAGAGGGCUCUUGAUUACAACUUCCAGGACGUGGACGGAUUAUUACGUCUUGUGCGUGUCGCCAUGGAAGCUAUCAGCCACUAGAUUGCAAGCCGUUGCUGAACUCAUGCCACUCCUUGCAACAUACUUUUGUACCGCUCUCCAUGUGCUGUCAGUCGAGAAGUCUAAGAGAGGAUAUCUUGGUUGGAAUUGCGGGCGGAGUUUGCUAUACAAUCUCCCAAAGUUUUAUCUUUUCAAUGCUCUUGUAAUCUGUACAGUAAUAGCUUGUUGGUUUUGACUCAAGAGAAGAUGCCGGGAGUAUACUUUCAGGGAAGUGCAGAAGCAUAAUAUUACCAGUAUGUAUCCGUCACAUGGAUUGUUUGGGUUUUCGAUUAGAGGACGAGGAGUUGCUAUUAUAUACCUUCUCCCUCUCUACUUUUUGCAGAUAGGGACGUCACAGGAUGAGAUAUCCAGUUGUUACGAGCAGUUCCACAUUUUCAAUGGAAGUUAACUCCAACAGAAGCAGCGACAGCUACCUACCAAAGCCAUUUGGUAUUCUUUUGGCCACAUUCUUUUUGGAUGGAUCUUUUUCUUAAAUAUGACCACAAGUACUAGAGAAACUAAGUUUUUUAUGAUACUGCAACUGGACGGACUAAAAUGGAGCAACAUGGAAGUGAGGAUGCAUAAGCAGACUCCAGCUUGCUUUGGAUUGAGGCGUAGUAGUAGUAGUAGUAGUAGGUAAAAAUCUUUUGACUUGUAAAAACUUGAGAAAAUGUAGCAUAAAAGUGGAAUGAAGCGCUGAAGUGUUGUAUAGAAGUGUUUGCACUACAAAGUAUUUGUAACUAUAAGGGCAAUGUAAAUACAAACAAAAGAGAAUUAGAUUUGCAUUCCCUUUCUAUUUAUUUUAUUCACAGUA
This is a messenger RNA of Nicotiana tabacum (common tobacco), 4758 nucleotides long. RefSeq lists its product as uncharacterized. The record is from RefSeq and is a predicted model, not a curated record. Lineage: Eukaryota; Viridiplantae; Streptophyta; Magnoliopsida; Solanales; Solanaceae.